UGCUUGCAAUGUGCCCGCCCACGAGGGAGGUUAAAAAGCUUUGGUUUCCACCUCCGGUGUCGAAGAGCUGCCAUCUUGGUACCCGUUUAUAUACAAAAAUAAGUAAUAUUUCCAACAAAUUAGGAGGGAAAACUGAUUUCAAACGUGAGACUAGUCAAGGGACAUAUGCUCGGUUCAUAAUAAGCACUUGACGCCGGAUCAAGGUAAGGAAUGAACGGCUUUUACAGCUACCAACCCAUGAAUGUAAUCUGGCUCGCGUUAGCUUGCUAACUAGCAAGAUCCUGGCAUCUCAAGUAACAUGCUAUUAUCAAAUCAAGUCUUUAUAGCACGGCAACACAGCCGCAUGGUAGCAGCAGACACGGAGACGAUGUGUAAAUAAAAUGCACAUAGCAUAACGUUUAGUAUACAGGACAUAGCUAGCUAAUUUAACUAUGCUGCAUGGUCUCCCACACUUGAAAGAGCGGACUAGCUAGCCAUUUUAGCCUAACGUUAGACGCAGUUUUGUUUUGCCAGCAAGCGAAUACAAACAGCAUUCAGGGCAUCAAACGACGGGUGCCAUCAGUUCACACAAGACGAUGUCGCUGGUGGACCUAGGUAAGCGUCUGCUGGAGGCGGCUCGUAAGGGCCAGGAUGACGAGGUCCGAACCCUGAUGGCCAACGGUGCGCCCUUCACCACAGACUGGUUGGGAACGUCCCCCCUCCACCUGGCGGCCCAACAUGGUCACUACUCCACGGCUGAUGUGCUUCUCCGAGCAGGCGUCAGCAGGGACGCCCGCACCAAGGUGGACAGGACCCCUCUACACAUGGCCGCCGCCGAGGGCCACACACUCAUCGUAGAGCUGCUAGUCAGGAGCGGGGCAGACAUCAACGCCAGGGACAUGCUGAAGAUGACGGCGCUCCACUGGGCAGCGCAGCACGGCCACCAGGGCGUGGCGGAGAUGCUGGUGAAGCACGGCGCCGACGUCCACGCCGUGUCCAAGUUCGACAAGACGCCGUUCGACAUCGCCGCCGACAGCCAGAACGCCGACCUCAUGCUGCUGCUGCAGGAGGGCAUGCAGAACCAGGUGAACCUUAAUGAGAGCAGCGCCACCUCCCCCCAGUAUAUCAUCCAGGGCAUCCCUGGACUGCAGGGAGGCGUGGUCAACCUGGCAGACCUCAUCAACAGGGCCAACGCAGUUGAGUCGGAGGACACCAUCGCUGCCAGCUCCCUGGAUCCCAGCAUCCAGCGUGUGGUUACCGAGGGAGGUCAGAGGGUCAUCACCAUAGUAACAGACCAGCAUGGCAACCUCCAGACUACAGGCGGGCUGGGUCAGCAGUUCUUCCUCACCAUGCAGAACGGACAGCAGAUGUUGGCGGUGCCGGCCAAUCAGGUGACAGAGGAGGUGGUGGAAGACGAGAUCCAGCCGCCGCCCGCACGCAAACGGAGGCUGGAGUCCUCAUCCAAUCACACGGAUUCUGGAGACACGGAGAUGUUACAGAAGCAGCUACAGGAGGCCAACAGGAAGGCACACGAGUACCGCCAGCAGCUCCACAGGAAGGAGCAGGAGGCCGAGGAGUACCGCGUCCGCCUGGAGGCCAUGUCCCACGGCCACACCAACGGCAGGGCGUCCCCCGGCCCGGAGGAGGUGGUCCUGGAGGAGGAGGAGCUGGAGGAGGAGGAGGUGGUGGAGGAGGAGCUGGGCAGCGUCCAGGUGGAGUCGGCCGACGGCCAGGAGGAGAUGGUGCUGCUGCACGAGGGGGCGCUCGUUUUGAAGAGCGGGCCGGGGCUGGACUGCGGCGGGGAGCAGGUGACGCUAGUGGAGACCACCUGCGGGGGCGAGGACGGCUCAUAACGCCUGGAGGCUCGGGGGAGGGAGGGAUGGACUGGAGGAGGAGGAGGGAAAUCAUACACACGGACUCGGGCUAUUCAAGGAAAGCCUAUACCUUUUUGUCGCAGCUCUUAAUCCUUUAUUAUCUCCUCCUUCUUGUUUCACUCCUUUUAUGUACAAUAGUUCUUCUUCCUUCUCUGGUUACUCUGAUUAUUAUUAUUAUUAUUGUUGAGUUGGACGUCAAGAGGACUUUAAAUAAAGGAAGUGACUGACCGGUCUUCCUGUGCGUCACACUAGUUGCCUGGGAAACGUCUGUGCUUCCUGGAGAAGGUGGGCCAUUGAGCAUAGAGAUUUCUGCAUGGAGCCAAUCACCAGGGUGCCACACCGAUGAUAUGUAUAGUGAGGGGGCGGGACUUUGAGACUUACUGCAAGUGUCUUAAUUGGUGACGGAUGUGUUUAUUGUGACCAGGUGUAGUAAUUAAUGGCCUGGUGUGUUGAUUAAUGCUCAAGUUUGUUAUUAACAGGCUUUCUCACUGUCAGCUCCCUAGCCUCCCUCCUUCCACUCCCUCUCUCUCCUCCUUUCCCCUGUUCUCCCUCUUUCUCCCCACCUCUUCUCUCUCCCCUGGCACAACUUUAUCUCUCAGGCUGUCUCCCUACACCCUCCAUCCUCCCCUUCCCCUCAGCCCCCCAUGCUUCCAUCAAUUCACCAUGACCAUGAUGAUAGUAUUUUUAUAAGCUCCGUAAGCCUUUUUUUUAUGUACAUAUAAAAUUGUAUUUUUGUAUAUGUAUGAUUUGGAUGCGUUGGGAUAUAUUCUGCCUGUGUCUGUGUAAAUGAUAAAGUGCCCAUUUUAGCCAUGCUCGUCUCACACGCACCAAUGUCUUUCAGGGACAUGUCUGUCUCGUCGCCUUUCCUGUUUCUGCUCUGGUCUCUCUUUAACGAGCCGCCGAGACUAACUUGCUUUCUGCGAAUGAACUCUGACCCCCAAAAGUCCUAACGCUUCGCCAGGCGUCCUGCUAUCGGACGCCACGGCUGUUUUCACGCCGUUGCAUGUAGAGAGGGAGAGUGGGGGUUGCUUUUCGAGUGCGUUUCCUGUUUGGCCUGCUGUUCCUUGUGUUCUCCUGCAGGGGGCGCCACCCUCCUGGCAGAGCUCCUGUGUCGGGGCAGAGCUGAGGGGAGCUUCCUGACACCAGGAAGAGGAGUGAGUGCUGGUGGGAGGCGCUGUGUCGUUGCUGAUCGCACACGUCGAUGCUUUAUUAAACACAUUCCUUUUGUAACCUGCACCUGUUUGACCUCUUCCGUACACCAGCUUCUGUUACUGUUGUCUGACAAAAUGAGAAUUUUCUAAUAAAAGGAACUUCACAUCCCAAAA
This is a messenger RNA of Osmerus eperlanus (European smelt), 3178 nucleotides long. RefSeq names its product GA binding protein transcription factor subunit beta 2a (gene gabpb2a). Gene Ontology annotation, cellular component: nucleus. Lineage: Eukaryota; Metazoa; Chordata; Actinopteri; Osmeriformes; Osmeridae. Gene Ontology annotation, biological process: positive regulation of transcription by RNA polymerase II. Gene Ontology annotation, molecular function: protein binding; transcription cis-regulatory region binding. The record is from RefSeq and is a predicted model, not a curated record. The transcript is spliced from 8 exons. The coding region runs from base 576 to 1832 and encodes 418 amino acids.